GUUCCGUCUGGGACUUUAAUCCUCUGCCGCAGCCGCCGAGUGGAGGAGGGGGGGCACCGGAGCACCGUCAUGAACAUCGAGGCUAACGGCUAGCAAGACCCCCCUCUAAAAGAAAAGAUGGGAAAAGGGAAGAUGUCAGACCGCUUUCGGUGCUAAACGAGCUUCUUGUCAAACGUUUGCUUCGGAAGCAAACAGGGCGGCUUCUGCUGCGGGUUCUGCUGCGGGUUCUGCUGCCAGUGCGGCCCGGCCGGCUCGUCCUGUCACCAAAACAUGCCGGGGUGUCGGGGGUGACACAUUCUCACACACCCCCGACCACCGAGCAGGAAAAAAUCGCUACAAAGCCACAGCAGCUCGUCGGCGCCGGAUCACCAGAAUCGGAACCGGCAGAGAGGCUUCGAGCCAGCCCGCCUGUGACCUUCAAGGGGAGUUCGGUACUCAGAGGAGGACGCCAAUACUUCCGUGAAACACCGCAAGAUCCAGAUGGACUCCCCCGGAACCCACCACGUCAACAACGGCAACAUGUUGUCCGGGGGUCUCGGCGCCGCCUUCCCGAACCUCCCCGCUCAGGAGAUGCAGAGCACCGGCGGGGGCUCUCCCUCGCCCUCCCUCCCGGGUUUCGGCACGCCCUGGUCGGUGCAGACAAGCUCGUCGCCCCCUCCCGCGCCUCCCUCCUUGGGCUCCCUCCACGCCGUCAACCAGCUGCCCAGCACGGAGUCAGACAGCAGCUUCUACACGGGGAUCCCGUCCUCCAUCAACCCGGCCUUUUUCCAGAGCUUCUCCCCCGUGUCUGCUAAUCCGUGCGCCGGGAUGAACGUGCAGGGCUUCGGCGGUCCCUUCACGGUCCCGCAGCAGCCUCAGCAGAGCCGCAGGUCCCCCAUUAGCCCUCAGAUGCACCCCCAGCACGGGGCCUUCCUGCAGCAGAGGAACAACUACAACCAAGGCCACCAGCCCGUGGCGAAGACAUCACCCUGGGGGGGCCACCAGGGUAACGGCUGGAGCUCUGGCGGGGCGUCAUGGGGCUGGGACCACCGCAGGGGCGGCCACGCCUCACCCCUCAAGAAGGCCUUCCAGAGCAACGUCAUCGCUCCGCCCAAGUUCCCCCGUGUUGGAGGGUCACUGGGGCCCAAGUCGUGGAUGGAGGAGAACGUGUUCCGCACCGACGGCAACAGCAACGCCUUGUUACCCCUGCAGGAGCGCUCCAGGAUGUACGAGAGUCUCAACAUGCACUCCCUGGAGAGCUCUCUGAUUGACAUCAUGCGGGCCGAGCAGGAGCCCAUGAAAGCAGGUCGUGUUGGAUGUCCAAACCCGACAGCAGACGGGCUCCUGAUGCUGAACGCCAGGAGCUAUGGGAGACGCCGAGGACGCUCGUCUCUUUUCCCAAUCGAGGACAAUCUCCUGAAUGAUAGCCAUGGCAACCAGGGUGUCCCAGGAGUGUUGGGCUCCACCAGCUGCUACCCCCAUCAGAACGGGGAACGCAUGGAGCGCUUUUCCCGGAAGGUGUUUGUGGGCGGGCUGCCGCCUGACAUAGAUGAAGAUGAAAUAACCUCCAGCUUCCGCCGCUUUGGUCACCUGGUGGUGGAUUGGCCACACAAAGCCGAGAGCAAGUCCUACUUUCCACCAAAAGGAUACGCCUUCCUGCUGUUCCAGGAGGAGACGUCAGUGCAGGCCUUGAUCGAAGCCUGCAUGGAGGAGGACGGCAAGCUCUACCUGUGUGUCUCCAGUCCCACCAUCAAGGAUAAACCGGUGCAAAUUCGCCCAUGGAACUUGAACGACAGCGACUUUGUGAUGGAUGGAUCACAACCCCUGGACCCCCGCAAGACCAUCUUUGUGGGAGGAGUCCCUCGCCCCCUCAGAGCAAUUGAGUUGGCCAUGAUUAUGGAUCGCCUCUACGGCGGCGUCUGCUACGCGGGGAUCGACACCGACCCGGAGCUCAAGUACCCCAAAGGGGCGGGACGGGUGGCCUUCUCCAAUCAGCAGAGCUACAUUGCCGCCAUCAGUGCCAGAUUUGUACAGUUGCAACACGGCGACAUUGACAAGCGGGUGGAGGUGAAGCCAUACGUGCUGGACGACCAACUGUGCGACGAAUGCCAGGGCGCUCGCUGUGGUGGGAAGUUUGCUCCCUUCUUUUGCGCCAACGUCACCUGCUUGCAGUACUACUGCGAGUUCUGCUGGGCCAACAUCCACUCACGCGCCGGCCGGGAGUUCCACAAGCCGCUGGUCAAAGAGGGUGCGGACCGCCCACGCCAGAUCCACUUCCGCUGGAACUAAGAGGUGCACGGGCGGGUCUGCCGAUCAGUAGGAACCCCUAACACUGAACGGUGUGUCAUCCAUUCUCAAUAGCGCUUUAGCUUUUGUAGCCGUCACAAGCCUCGUUUCUCCACCACCUUCACGUCCCAGGCUCUGACGACGACUCCUUUUGUGGUACUGUCAUCUUUUUCUUAAGAGGACAUUUUCCAAAAGAGAAAUUGAGUUUUAUAAAUUUUUUUAAUUCUUAUUUUUCUAUGUGAAAUGAGAGGAAGAUGUGGGGAAUGAUUGUGCAUGGGGGCAGGAAGGGGGCAGUCUACUAUUGCGCUCGCUGCUAGCCCCUCCCAAGUGAGCGACCAGCGAGGUCGCCUGCCAAGGACAGGAACCAAAGGUAGCCAAAAUGAUAGGACGCAUACAGCUGACACGCUUUUAAAGACGCCAAACUACGGAGCGCCAGCCUCCUUUAGACACGGAUCAGGAAUCAGAGCCGUAACAGACGUUCUAGAAAGGAUAAUGCUGCAAUGGUGUAUAUUUUUACACAACAACAUGACAUCCUGCAACUAGCAGGAUAGCCCCUGGUGCCACGUCUAAAAUGCAGUGGAACCUCGGUUUUUGUUCGUAAUUCCUUCCAAAAGGUCAGAUGAAAAUGGAGACCUACACAAUUUUUACCGUACAUCAAUCCAAUUAACCUAAAAACAUGAAGAAAAAUAAGUUUUACAGAGAAUAACUAUAGUGUUACAUGCAGUACACAAUGCAAAAAACAUGGCUUCCCAUGGAACUCUCCCAUGGAGCUCUCACAGGAUCAGGUUGACCUCCAAACCGGAGUCCAUGGUUCGGAAAAGGAUGGAGUGCCAUCCCUGGGUCCUGGGUCGGGAUGAGAUCUUGCCCCAAGUGGAGGAGUCUAAGUACUUUGGGUCUUCACGUUCUUGGCCGACUCUGGCCGCUGAUUCGAGUCGCGACUGAAAGCACAAGAUCGUGGGCACAAACGGCCCAAAUGAGUUUCCUCUGUCGGGUUGCUGGGAUGUCCUUUAGCCAUAAGACGAGGAGGAAGGACUAUUUUCCCGGGAGAAGCUACACAUUGAGAGGAGCCAGAGGAGGUGGCUCGGACAUCUGGGGAGGUGUUCAGGGCACAUUCCACCAGUAGGAGGCCUCAGAGAAGACCCAGAACACUUCGGGGAGCCUCUUAACUGGCCUGGGAAUGGCUGGGAUCCACUGGGAGGACCUGGGAGGAAAGAGGCUGCUGCCCCUGCGACCCUACCUCGGAAGGCGAUAGAUGGAUGGAAAACAAUCCAGAACAAUUAAAAAUCUGGAACUUAUUGUCGAUGUGGACUUCCCGUACAUCCUGGCGAGAUGGAAAUCAAUAUUUCUCGUUUCUCAGCUUCUUUAUCAAAUUGCUGGCACCCACAAAUGUCUUUGGCCCCAUGACAGGUUAUUUAGAAGUCACGGUGAAUCUGCAACUUGUCGGGCAAAAUGGGAACACCGUUUCACAGAACUUGUUUCUUAAGUGCAAUAUGGUACGAAAACUGAGGCAACAUUUUUGGCAAAAUGUUUACGAAAUCCGAAUCUUACCAAAACCUGGUCGGACGGUGAGUAUAAGAUGUUCCACUUCCAACACAGGCAGACCCCCCACCUCUGUUACGACUCUGACACUACCUCUGCUCGGCUCGUACUGCGUUGGUGCAGUAUAUCCUGCAGUAUAUCCAACUGUGACUCAUAAAAUACAUAGCGACUAUCCCUUCUUUUCGCUUGGCGACUAAAGAUGCAGAGAUACCUCUGAGUUGGCUGAUACCUCCGGGUUCCUGCUCACUGCAUUCGUCAACAUUUAUACACAACAAGCUACUCUAGGAACGUUGCUGCUACUAAGAAAUACAAACAUAUAUGUAUAUAUAUAUAUAUAUAUAUAUAUAUAUAUAUAUAUAUAUAUAUAUAUAUAUAUAUAUAUAUAUAUAUAUAUAUAUAUAUGUAUAUAUAUAUAUAUAUAUGUAUACGAGUAGUUGUGUAGAUAAAAUAUUUAAUGCCGUUUCCAAAGCAAACGUGUAAAUACAAAAAGAAAUGCUGUGAUGCACUUACAGCCUCUGAUGCCGUGGGGAGGGUGGGGGGUGCAUGUUUGGAUGAGCGAGCAUGCAAGGAAAGUCAGGAGAGAUGAAAGAAGAACAAUGAGGAAUAAGAAAAGACAAAUGGGUUGGAAGUAGCAUGAGCAUCAAGGGGCGUGGCUUUGGAAAUCCAUUGGAAAUAAUACUAGGAAUUUGGAAAAGGCAGACUUAUUUAUACUUGCAUGCUGAUGUUGAUGUUUAUCUGUCGUUCCAGCCGUUUACAACAAAGCGUGAUUCUGCUGUAGACGUUUAGUGGACGCCGUGGCGGCUUGUAUGGCAACAAAAACAAAAAGCGGUGUUCAGUGGUUGUGUGCGUGUGUGUGAUGUCGUCCAUGUGUUGUGUGUGUGUGUGUGUGUGUGUUCGUGUAUAAACCAAGGCUCUGGUAAUCAUACCAACAUCGCCCGAUGAAGGCUGUAUUGUUUCCCAUUCUGAAAAUAUUACGGGACAAUCUGUGUUGGAGUUCCGCCCCCGCUGGCCUACCUGCUACUGUACUGUUAGUGUGUCAUCAUGGUUUACUGCUUAACACUUGAUUUACUUCUUCAUUGUUUGUUCACUACUUCCCUUCACUGGACCUCCCUGAUUGCUUUGAAAAAAUAAUUAUGCACUACUUUUAUGAUGUAACCUUCUUAGUGACCCUCAAGUGAUCGAAGUGCAGAUUCUCUUAUUUGUUGUCCUUCUGAGAUCUGUUCAAGCUGUUGGUCUUAAGUUAUCUGUAUGAUUGGAGAAGAAUUCAAUCAUUUGCUAAUACAGGGUGACCCAAAAAGAUGCGUACCCAUGAAAAUUUCAAUUGUGACUUUGAUUAAAAAGCUAUUUAUUUCAAAUUACAACCACACAUUAUUCAGUUUAUGGAAGACCAUUCACCAGAGUUUCAGCUAUUUCUGUCAAUUUUUAGUCAAUUUAUGGCUUUCCCAAGAUGUGUUCCAAAUGUCCACCAUUCCGUUGCAAGCAAACCUGUACUCGUCUGACACAGUUGUCAAUCACUUUUACACACUCCUCUUUCGGGAUGAACACGCCGCAGUGACUCCCUUGUCAUUCCGAGUUCUUGGCUGCGUCUACGCACUGAUUUCCUAGGGCUGCGUCCUACUGAGUCCCUGUUUUCUUCUGUCCUUGCACUCUUUUUCCUGCCUGAAUAAGUUCCCCCUUGGCUUUAGAACAUAAGUUCACUACAGUCCCAUGCUCUCUGAACUUCGUAACCCAACUAACAAUCGUUGAUUUUGGUGGAAAGUUGCGACAAUGGAAACGUAUAUCGAAUAAAAUAUGGGUACGCAUCUUUUUGGGUCACCCUGUAUAUUACAUGCUGUCGGAACCUGCAGAGAUGUUUACAAGGAUCUUCCAUUCUAUGGACCGUAUAUUUCAAUAUAGGCGGGAAGGGGUAGGUGAAAUAAGAUAUGCCUUUAUUCGUCCCUCAGUGGGGAAAUUUGCAAUGGAAUGGAAAUGAUUGAGGUAUUGUGAUGUUAAAAUGAACGUUGGAUCCUGGAUAUUGGCAGAAAAACCUGACAGGAAUAUCAUGGAAGUGUCACCCCCGUCAUUUUUCUUUGUGAUUUAUUAUUUUCUCACACUUAAAUGUUUCAGAUCAUCAACCAAAUUUGAUUCGUCAAUGACAACACAAGUGAACACAAAAGGCAUUUUCUUAUGUGAAACUUUAUUAUGAAGGGAGAACAACAAAUCCAAAGCUCCAUGUCCCUGUGUGAAAAAGUGAUUGCCCCCUAAAGCUAAUAACUGCAAUCAAGUAUUUGUGAUAACUUGCAAUGAGUCUCUUCCAGUGGAGGAAGUUUGGCCCAUCAUCUUUGCAGAAUUGUUGUCAUUCAGCCACAUUGGAGGCACAAGGGUCAGGACCCUUGACAUCAUUUGGUUUUUCUUCAGAGGUGGACUUGCUGCUGUGUUGUGGAUCAUUGUCCUGCUGCAGAACCCAAGUUGGUCUCAGCUUGAGGUCGAUGAUGUUUUUUUUCUGAAAUUUUUAGUUGAGCAGUGCAGGCCUUUUUGGCUCAGGGUUUUUCUUCAGGUGGAUUCAUGAACACUGCAAUUGUUUGGAUGUUGUUGUGGUGUCUUUUGUGACCUCUCAGAUGAGUCGUCGCAGAGUUCUUGAGGUCAUUUUGGUUGGCCGGCCACUCCUGGGAAGGUUCACUGCCGUUCCAUAUUUUUGUGGAUGAUGGCUCUCACUGUGGUUGGCUGGAGUCCCAAAGCUUUAGAAAUGGCUUUAUAACCUUUUCCACCUGAUAUAUCUCAGUUACUUUCUUUGUGGGGAGGAGGCAAUCACAUUUUUACACAGGGCCAUGUAGGUGUGGAGUUCUUAUUUCACUGUUAAAUUCAAAAUUUCGACUGUUCCACGGGCCAAUACAAAAGGAGCUGGCUGUGGGCUGCACUUUGGACACCCCACAGAUAACACCGACCAAGUAUAGGAACUUUGGAAGUCUGUCAUCUUUUGUUUGUGUCCACCAUCACGCGCGUUUAAUUAGCACGGCAAGCGCCUUGAACGCCUUCUCUUUAGCUUCCAAACACACAGCAGCUGCAAAGCACAAAGCAAGGCCAUAGUUACGGGGCCGACUGACUCCACAGGAAUGAAACCGAAACUAAUUUCAUUAUGUACUGAGAUCUACAAAUCACAUGGUGUCCAAUCAUCACCAUUGUUAUUGCUGACAUCUAUUUCAGUGAAUGCGAGGUUUUAUUUGUCGCAAUUCUUCAUGGACUUAACAUUGUACAGUUGUCUUUCGACGUGAUGUGGCGAAAAUUAAGCACGCUUGGAGUACACCUCAACUUCAAACUUUGACUCCCGUGUCAGUUUUUGUCGUCAGCAGGUUCGGAGAACGUGUCAUAUUCUUGUGAUGUAUUGUUUCAUCUCUUCACCUGAAACACUUGACUGGUGUGCUUUUUACUUCUGUUCUUUGUGCUUUGACUUUGUUCCGUGUGUGGUCUGUUUUGUAAAAGAAAAAGAUAUCAUAUUUAUUUUCACUAUUUUUGUAGACAAAAAACUAUUUGAUUUUGAUUGUAUUUUUCUAUUUCAAUAUGACUAUUAUACCGUCUAUCCGCCCCCCACCCCUCCAGUGCUGAAUUAUUUUGUUCCAAGACAAGACAAAGAAUCCGCUCACAUCCACGAUGUUUUUGAUAUGAUUCUUAUUUUCAUACACACUUGACAUUUCACUUGAAGGCGAGGCAACAGGAAGGUUUUAUUCUAUUCUUGGAAGACACUUGAGAUUCUCCCGCUUUGAAACUUGAAUAUAACACAUUUUGAAAGGCUGACUAACCUCGAAUCUGUGUUGUGAUGUGCAAUACUGUUUCUAAUGUUUGUAUAAAAGUAUGAAUUACAGUGUAAACCUUUUUAAGAUGCAGAUUUAUUUUUUUCAUUGCAUAUUUUGCAGAUUUCUGAUCCACAGUGUCAUUUUUUUACUGUCCGGAUGAAAAAAAUAAGACCCCGUUUUUUCAUUGCAACUAUUUUUAAACCCAGAUAUCUUUGUACUGAUGUAAAUGAUUGUAGUUAUUUUGGAUAGUGUUUUGCUAACAAAAGGAGAGACUUUUUUCCAUGCAUAUUUCUAUUUCCUUUUGACCUUCUUUCAAGCCACCUUUUUCUUUCACCCAAUAGUAGCAGGAUUCCUGGAAGUCUUCUUGAGAGUCAUUUGUAUGAUUUUGUAUUUGUAUAUGGGAAAACAUGAUGUGUAUAUGUAUCAUUUUAAAGGAAAAAUGCACUUAAAAACAGAGACAUGAACACCCAUGUCUUUCACAUGUCGUGUGUUGUAAAGAUAUACAAACAGCUACAAUGACAUUAUUAUUAUUAUUAUUAUUGUUAUUAACAUUGUUACACCCAAGAACUACGUUACUGGUGUAGUGACACCUCCCCACGCCACACCAGCUAGCUACAAUGCCUCAGGCCACAAGCAAAAGGCAACACUACAUAAUGGAGGCGCCGCCACUGCUUAUGUCUUUUUGUUUUUAAGUUAACGCUCGGUGAGAGUUCCUUUCUGUGUUGCUAUGUGAAUCAAUGCACCCAGGUAGGAAGUUCUGCUAAUGCUUAAUAACACCAAAAUAUGGCCAACUACUGUAAAGUUCUCAUGAAUGUACUCGUUACUAGUACAUCCUCACAGUUGGAGGUGUUUUAAUAGUGUGCCCCAAUAACUGCCUCUUUUUCGCUGUUUUUAUGUCUUUAGAACACACAGACAAGUCACAUAAGGAGAUGAAAUUUGAAAAUUUGAAAAAAUGAAAAAAGUGCACUUUCCUUUAAGAUGCCAAUUGCAGAGAAAUGAUUUGAAUUCUUUUGAAGCUAAAUAGUUCUCAUUUUUCCAAAUCCGAGUUUGUGUAUAGGCUCUCAAAAGUGGAUGAAGAGGUGUUCCAUCAUAAUUAUUACUGAAUGGAUCUCCAGUAUGCAGAAAUGAAUAUGGUGUUUAUUUUGAUUUGGGUUUGUUUUGUAUUGAACUUGUGUGUUGAUUGCAAUCUUUUUUGUUUCACUUCCUAAAUAAAGGCCCAUUCUGU
This is a messenger RNA of Doryrhamphus excisus (bluestripe pipefish), 8799 nucleotides long. It is a transcript of the gene cpeb2, whose product is annotated as cytoplasmic polyadenylation element binding protein 2. Gene Ontology annotation, biological process: negative regulation of cytoplasmic translation. Gene Ontology annotation, cellular component: nucleus; cytoplasm; neuron projection. NCBI's taxonomy places the organism in Eukaryota, Metazoa, Chordata, Actinopteri, Syngnathiformes, Syngnathidae. The record is from RefSeq and is a predicted model, not a curated record. Gene Ontology annotation, molecular function: ribosome binding; mRNA regulatory element binding translation repressor activity; translation factor activity, RNA binding.